Messenger RNA from Fragaria vesca subsp. vesca, 1095 nucleotides. RefSeq names its product putative F-box protein At3g10240-like. The transcript has a single exon. Lineage: Eukaryota; Viridiplantae; Streptophyta; Magnoliopsida; Rosales; Rosaceae. The record is from RefSeq and is a predicted model, not a curated record. The coding region runs from base 1 to 1095 and encodes 364 amino acids.
AUGGAAAUCAAAGGAAGAAGCACUUGUUUUGCUGAAGAUGUUGUCAUUGAAACACUCUCAAGACUACCGGUGAAGUCUUUACUUCGAAUUAUGUGUGUUUCAAAGGAGUGGCAUGCUCUCAUAAAAAGCUCUUAUUUCACUGCCGUUCAUCUCCAACGCUCGGAUUCCAAUCUCCUUCUUCUCUUCAGCAAAACCACGGUUUAUGAAGAAUAUUCAAUUUACACAAUAUCAUUGCUUCGCAAUGAGUCGACACAUUUGAGCUUGGAUUUACCUUUCAUAAACUGUCCAAUCAUGCACUGGUUGGUUCCUGCGGGAUCUAGUAGUGGCUUGGUUUGUCUUAAGAUAUCGGAUCCUCUUUCGCAGUAUAUAGUUAUAUGGAACCCGGCCACAAAGCAGUUUAGGUUUCUUCCUGACAGCAGGGAUGAUCAUUAUCUACUAGGGUUUGAGUUCUUUCAUGACACUAGAGAUUACAAAGUAGUCAGCAUUCUCGAACCAAUUGACAACACAAUUCGAGCUAACGUCUUCACCAGAAGUACAAAUUCUUGGAGAGAAGUCAAAACCCACAACUGCUGUUCAUCACAUCCAGUUUAUUUCUUGGGAACGUCGUCUUCAAUCACCUUGAAUGGGGUGCUGUACUCGCCUCUGUGGAUAAAUGACCUAAGAUCCCAUGUCUUGUCAUUCAAUUUGCGCGACGAGGUCUUCCAUGCGAUACCAUUACCAGAGAGCAGUAUUGCUGGUCGAAUUGAUCUACUUUCAUGGAAAAAUUCUUUGGCAUUUCUAGGAGGUUGUGAAUAUGAACCAUCUCGUCAUUCUCGUGAGCUUUGGGUGAUGACUGAGGAGCCUAGGCCUUCUGCUGGGACUACACAAAUCACGUGGGUUAAACAGUUCAUACUUGAACCCUCAUGGUCACUGCCGAGAGGUAUAUUAGGAUGUUGGAAGGAUGAAUAUCUUUUAGAGGAUGAUAAUUCCAACCACCUGCAUUGUUACGAUCUUGCGAGCAACAAAUUGAAAAGGCUUCCACAUCAUGAUCAUACACAUGAUUACAGUUAUAAAAAAGCUAUCAACUAUGUGGAGAGCCUAGUUUCAGUAGACUGA